GUGUGCUGGAGUGCGCCGGGCGCGGGGUGCGCCGCGGGUACCCCCGAGGGGGCGAGCAGCGGGGGGGAGACAUGUGCCGGAGAGCUGCGCGGGGUCCUGCCGGUUGGACGGGGAAGGGCUGCACCUGCGGCGCGGGGCUCCCCAAAGACAAAGCGGUGCCUCCCGAGCGUGGAAUCGCUAAGGCUGGAGAAGACCUCUAAGGUCGUCAGUUCCAGCGAUCACCCCUACGUCACCAUGCCCACCUUCGGGGAUGGCGACUCCCCCGCCUCUCUGGGCAGCCCAUUCCAAUCUCUAACCAUUCUGUCAGUAAAGAAAUGCUUCCUAAUAUCCAAUCUAAACCUGCCCUGGCAGAACUUGAGACCAUUUCCUCUCCUCCUACCGCUAGUGAGACCAGUCCCCGCCUCACCUCAGCCUCCGUUGUAAAGCACAACGAGGUCUGCCCUCCGCCUCCCCGAGACUCAAUCCCCGUUCCCUCAGCUGCUUCUCAUAGGAAAUGUUCUCCAGACUCCUGGGCUUUGUUGCCCUUCUCUGGACACGCUCCAGCAGCUCAAUGUCCUUGUAGUGAGAGGCCCAAAACUGAAGAGUGUUAGAGGUGCAGUCUCACCAGUGCCAGUUAUAGAUGCACCAUCAACUCCCUGCUCCUGCUGGCCAAACUAUUUCUGAUACAAGCUGGGAUGCUGUUGGCCUUCUUGGCCACCUGAGCACGCUGCUGGCUCAUGUUCAUACACCUGUCAACCAACAUCCCCAAGUCCUUUUCUGCUGGCAGCUUUCCAGCCGUCCAUCCUCAAACCUGCACGGGGUUGUUGUGACCCCAGUACAGGACCUCGCACUUGGCCUUGUUGAACCUCAUGUAAUUAACCUCAGCCCAUCGAUCCAACCUGUUCAGACCCUUUAGCAGAGCCUUCCUGCCUUCAUGCAGGUCAACACACUUGCCCAAUUCAUGUCGUCAGCAAAGUCACUGAGUGGGCACUCAGUGGCCUCCUCCAGAUCAUUAAUAAACACAUUAAACAAGAUUGCUCCCAAAACUGAGCCUCGGGGAGCAGCACUUGUGACCAGCCUCCAGUGGGAUUUGAUUUAAUUCCAACUCCCUGACCUCUGGCAGCUGUUUAAACCAUGAGCCAACAGCUUCUCUAGGACCAUGCCGUGGGAGACAGUAUCAAAGGCUUUGCUAAAGUCCAGGUAGACAACAUCCACAGCCUUCCUCUCAUCCACUCGGCAGCUCAGCUGGUCGUUGAAGGCAGGGGGUACUCCAGCUGCAUGGAGAUCCUCAGAGGUGUGGAGGGGUACCCCAAGGAUAUAGGGAAGCAUGGAGGUCUCCCAGAGCAUGUGCAAGAAUUGGGUGCUCCAGGGAUAUUAAAGUCUACAUAAGAGGACAAUUUACAGGGUGUCCUGUAAAUGGAAUGAUUCUGGAGUUAGGGGACACCAAAAGUGUGGAGUGCCCCCAAGAAGUGGGGAUGCACUAGGGGGACUGUGAGGGUGCCCUGGAGCUGAGACCAGGGUUGCCCAAAACCUUGGAGGUGUCUCCAGAGGCGUGUCCUUGGUCUGUGAUGACACCACAAGGGUACGAUGGUGGCCUACAACUGUAUGGGUGCUCCCAGGGAAGAGACAUGCCCCCAGGAGUGUGAGGUACCCCUAAGACUGACAAUCACCCUGACACUGUGGGGAUGGGAGUGCUUCAAAAUCUCAGUGCCAGUCUCUGCCCAGUCGGUAGGCGUGGAAACUUAGCCCACUGGUCUGCCCACCAAGCUCUGCACUCAGGGAGGCUUUGAAUGGGAGCCUCACAGCCACUGGGGGCCAGAGGACAAAGUGGAGACCCCCUGGCUGGAGUCUCUGGGGUGCACCUUGGUAGGGAGGAGUGACGCACCCCUGGGUGCACCCCUGUGCCACAUGCUGCCAGGUGGCCUGGGACACCCUGGGACAGGAGGGUGGCAGGGGUCUGUGGGCUGUCACUUCCCUUUCAUGCUGGGAGAUUUUGCAACCUUGCUUCCUCCCCCGGGCGGCAUAAAGCGAGUGGUGGACGGAAGCAGCUCUGAGAGGCAGCAAGGCAGCGAGUGCAGCAAUGAGCCACGAGGGCACUUCCCUGUGACAUGUCCUUCCUUCCUCCCCUGGAAACCCACGGGGCCACCACCCAGUUGCUGCCAGCUCUGCCAGAGUCAGGAGGAAGAAUGGAUGCUGCUUGCUUCCCAGCUGGGCUGGCUGCAGGAGUCCAAAUGGAGUCCUUCUCCUUCAACGGGGAUUUAUCCAACAUCUUUGCUCUCUACAACUACACCUAUGACUACAGCACAGCCAUGCCCGACACAGCCAUCUCCUCCGCUCCCUGCCGGCCCGACAGCUCCGUCCUCAACAAGUAUCUGGUGGUAGUGAUCUACUGCCUCGUCUUCAUCCUCAGCGUGCUGGGGAACGGACUGGUGGUGCUGGUGGUGACUUCCAGCCACACCAACCGCUCCGUCACUGACGUCUACCUGCUCAAUCUGGCUGUGGCGGAUCUGCUCUUUGCCUUCAGCCUGCCACUCUGGGCUGCCUACCGAGCCCACGAGUGGGUCUUUGGCACUGUGAUGUGCAAAGCCAUCUCUGUGCUGCAGGAGGCCAACUUCUAUAGUGGCAUUCUGCUCCUGGCCUGCAUCAGUGUGGACCGCUACCUGGCCAUUGUCUAUGCCACCAGGGCUGCCACUGAGAAGAGGCACUGGGUGAAGUUUGUCUGCUUGGCCAUCUGGGUCUUCUCCAUGCUGCUGUCCCUGCCCGUGCUGCUCUUCCGCGAGGCUUUCAGCUCCCCCAGCAACGGCACCGUGUGCUACGAGCGCAUCGGCGAGGAGGACACGGCCAAGUGGCGAGUGGUGCUGCGGGUCCUGCCGCAGACCUUCGGCUUCCUCCUGCCCCUCCUCGUCAUGCUCUUCUGCUACGGCGUCACCAUCCACACCCUCUUGCAGACCAAGAACGCCCAGAAGCAGCGGGCCAUGAAGGUCAUCUUUGCUGUGGUGCUUGUCUUCCUGGUGUGCUGGCUGCCCUACAACAUCACGUUGGUGAGCGACACCCUCAUGAGGACACGGGCCAUCGCUGAGACCUGCGAGAGGAGGAGCCGCAUUGACACAGCCCUCUCUGUCACACAGGUUCUGGGCUUCGCCCACAGCUGCAUCAACCCCAUCAUCUAUGCCUUCAUUGGGCAGAAGUUCCGCAACAGCUUUCUCAAGAUCCUGGCACAGCGUGGCAUCAUCAGCAAGGAUGCCGUGGCCCGCUAUGGCCGUGCCUCCUAUGCCUCCACCUCUGGCAACACCUCCACCACCCUCUGAACCCUACCAGGACCUGAUUUUUGCAGCUUCUCUCAGGUCCUAACACCCCACACACCCCUGCAUCCUUGCCCACACCCUGGAAGGCAGGUAACGAUGCCACAGGGCUGAAGGUGUCACCAGUGGAUGCUGAACAUGGCUGGAAGGGAGACUGGGUAGAGGGAGGUUUGGAUACCAUUGCUAAGGGAGUGAUACCAAGUACCAGCCACCAUCUUCACUCUUGUGGGUACAGCCUGUGACUCUGGAGACCCUGCUGUGGGGAUGGAGUUCAUGGCCAGUGGCCAUUCAGCAAUAA
Messenger RNA from Pogoniulus pusillus (Red-fronted tinkerbird), 3579 nucleotides. Its product is annotated as C-X-C chemokine receptor type 2-like. Lineage: Eukaryota; Metazoa; Chordata; Aves; Piciformes; Lybiidae. Gene Ontology annotation, cellular component: external side of plasma membrane; membrane. Gene Ontology annotation, molecular function: C-X-C chemokine receptor activity; C-C chemokine binding; C-C chemokine receptor activity. The record is from RefSeq and is a predicted model, not a curated record. Gene Ontology annotation, biological process: G protein-coupled receptor signaling pathway; positive regulation of cytosolic calcium ion concentration; immune response. The transcript is spliced from 3 exons. Bases 2088 to 3287 code for a protein of 399 amino acids.